Molecule: messenger RNA, 1924 nt
Organism: Helicoverpa zea (corn earworm)
Lineage: Eukaryota; Metazoa; Arthropoda; Insecta; Lepidoptera; Noctuidae
Exons: 2
Coding region: 97-1128 (343 amino acids)
Source: RefSeq, a predicted model, not a curated record
AGUUUGAAAGUCACCCAAGUAUUCCUGAUUGAUAGUUGCGCAAUUGAAAAUGUGACAAAAGUUUUACCUGAUAAAAUAUCGGUAUUAAAGGGAACAAUGCAAUUACACCAAAUCGCCACCAGCCAAAGUGACGAAUCGUUCAUUAUAAAAUAUAGAGAUAUUGGCUGCUUUUGCGGAGACUUAAGAGGUCAAUGUGCGUGUUUUUCGACUAAGUCACAUUCUGUAGUAAUCGAUUUGGGCAACAUAAGUAAAUCGUUCGAAUUUUGCCCUCCAACUACAGAAAAUGUAACGGAACAUUUUGAAGAUUUAUCCCAAAAUGUUAAAGGGAAUAACGAAUUAGAAACUGAGAAAAGUCUGGAUGAUAUAACCAAAGAAGUGACAAACGACCCCAAAAUUGAAGCUGCCCAUGAAUCUUCUUUAAAUUUCCCAUCUGAAAUAUUUGAGGGGCUGAUUAACGAUGAACCUUUUGAUUUGAAUUCUAUUGACAUUAAUCAUUUAACAUUUACUUUUGAAGAAAAUGACGACAAACUUCAUAGAGGUAAACUAGGCACCGAGAACUCAUGGCAACUUACCACCUUUGAAAAUCAGCAAGCGUCUACUUCAUCGUAUGCUGAGAAAGGUUUACUUGGAAAUGAUGGCGCAGGUCUGAUCGCAACUUCAACCUGCCUUUCCGAUUUUAAUAAGAUGUCUGUAAAUUUAUCGACAGAAAAAGAAGCAUCUAACAUAAACCUUUCCGCACAUGGAAGUCACUGCUUUGUUGAUCCCAAAAACGUACUUUUUGUUAAAACACCACAAGUCGGACAACCUCAAAAAUUAUCAACGGGAACUAAAACAGUUGCUAAAAAAGUAGAAAUGAUAAUUAAAGAUACCAAAGUACCUGCUUCUACUUUAGCAACAAACCAGUUAUCUGAGAAAAGUGGUGCAGAAAAAGCCCAAAGCAAGGCAAUCUCUAAAAAACCCAGAAUUGUACCAAAGAUUAAUUUUCUGGAAUGUCAUAAAUGCUUUUCUUCUAUGCUUACCCAAAAGGGAAAAUGUAUUUCUUGCAAAAACUGGUUUUGUUAUGACUGCAUGGCUGAACCUAACUGCCUUAAUUACGUUUGCGAAUCAUGUUUGGAAUCGGAAGAUUGAUUGGCUGAUGCAAAAUAUGGUGAUUUUCCAUGACGUGGACAAAGUACUCACAAUGCAUGAUUUGGAGCAGUUUUAUAUUGAUGACGCUUACUAGCCGUGGCCCAUCACUCAUUUUAUAUUAGUUGAAAAGUGCUUUGGAUGUCAACAGGAGAUAAAUUCCUCAAGACUACAUCAUUUCACUUUAAAAAUGACUAAGUUGGACAUUUUCAAUUUGUUGCAAUGUUCAUAUUUCUGGUGUUUUUUUUGUAAUUAUUUUGUUUAUGACCAUUUCACUCCAGAUGAAUGUGAUAUUUGCACUCUAUAUGGUUAAUAGUUUGUAAGUUUUGAGAACAUAUAUAUUUUUGUUAAGUUUAUAUUUUAUUGGAUAUAUCAAAGUCAUAUGUUUGGAUACAUAUCGUUGAUCAAUAUAACAUUCCUAGCUAAAUUAAUAAUGAGCGAGACUUGUAAUCCAGUAACUUCUACUGUGAGACUGAUUAGGUUAUUUAAUAAAAGUACAAAGAUUAGCUUUCUUAAAACGCACAACAGAUAGUUAGGUUACUAUUUAAAUUAUACUCUAGUGACAUCAAAGACUAUUAACUUGAGACUGAUUUAAUUCCUUUUAUAGGUAAUUUAAAGGCUGAUUUGCAAUUAUAUUUAAUAAUAUAUAUUUACGGUGAUUUUUCCUUUAGCAUAUUGAUUAUGGUCAAAUUUGUUCCUAAGUUGUCUAUAGAUAACUUAUUAGAUAAAUGUGGAUCCACUGUGGUAGCCUGUAAAAUUCAAGUUUUCUUGUCAAAGAAUAAAGAUUUUUAAUUACCAA